Messenger RNA from Lymnaea stagnalis (great pond snail), 11878 nucleotides. Lineage: Eukaryota; Metazoa; Mollusca; Gastropoda; Lymnaeidae. The record is from the annotation of a GenBank genome assembly.
AAGAGCUAAAAGUUGGCGCGUAAAGAGAGGGAGUGUGGUUUGUUUAUUUAUAAACUUACGAAGCUUGAACUGUUUCAAGUCGAAGACCUAGUGUAAAAUUAAAUUACGAAAUGGGAAUUACAGGCCUAACAAAAUUAUUGGGCGAUCAUGCGCCAGCUUCUAUGAAAGAAAAUGAGAUAAAGAAUUUUUUUGGUAGGCCUAUUUAUUAAUUAUUUAAAUCAAAGCCUAUUGUUUUGUACAGCUAAGUCAGUAUUGAGUGUUGCUUGUUUACAAAUUACUGUUUGAACUGUCACUGUUUACAGUUGUAGUAGUGUUUAUUUUAAGAAUGAGAAUGUCUUUUUAGGUUAAUUGAAUUGUUUAACUGUUAAUUCGGUAGCCGUUAAUUCAUUUCGUUUAUAUAUAUAUAUUAUAUAUAUAAUAUAUAUAUAUUAAAAUUACUUCCGUUCUGGUAACUGGUAAUGUUUUUUUGCUGCAAGUCAGUGCAUCCAAAUCCAUGUACUUGUACUUGUACUGGCAUCUUUGCAACAGUUGUUGAUAUGAUGUUGCUAUUCUAACAGCUCCUAGCUGAAGCAAGGGCAGCCUUGAAACUUUCAACAGAUGUGGAGUUCACAGUGGCAUCGUUCAGGUGGUUCCAUGCUAUUAUUGUGCGUGGGAAGAAAGAUUGUUGAUACUGCACUGUGUUGCACUGAGGCACUUUGAAGCAUUUGCUAAUGUUUCUGGUGUAAUUGUUUAUGGGAAUGUCAGUGGUGAAGUCAGUGUUCAGUGAGCGUUUUGCUCUGAUCAGUCUACCUGGCUUCUGUGGGAUGAGGUACGUGCCUGCUGGGAUGGCUGGCACUAGUUCCAUGAUCACUUUAUAUAAGAAUAUCAGGCGGAGUCCCUCUCAUCUGUUUUUAAGGGGGAUGGGGGGAUCUCAAAUCUUUUUAAGAGGCCAGUGAUGAAGCCAGGAGUGGUGGAUUUGUAGUCUCGAGCGAUAAAACGCACCACAUUACGUUGAAUUCGCUCCAUCGUGUCCAUGUCUUGUUUAAGGUGUGGGUCCCAUAUGAUCGCACCAUAUUCCAGUACUGGGUGGACGAGUGCGAGAUAGGCAUUUUGUAUGCAGGAAGUUGGGCAGUGGCGCAGAUUUCUUCAGAUGAAACCUAGGGUGGAGUUGGCUUUUUUUUUAAAUUUUGUUUAUAUGGGGUGACCAUUUUAGGUUAUUUAAGAAGAGAAUUCCAAGGUAUGGAUUAUUGGAUACUUGUUGGAGGAUUGUCUUGUUUAGUGAGUAAAUAUGAGUUGAUGUUUUUUUUCUUUAGAUUGUCAUAGUGUGUAGCAUUUGGUUUCAUUAAAUUUCAUGCCCCUUUUGUCCGCCCAAUUCAUAAGGCACUUCAAAUCUGUUUGGAGGUGGUGGUGGUCAUUGUUGCUGUUUAUCUCUCUGUAGAUAAGUCUGUCGUCAGCAAACAGCCGCACUUGAGAAUUUACUGUAUCGGGUAGGUCGUUUACGUGACAGAGAAAGAGAAGGGGGCCCAGCACUGUGCCUUGUGGAACUCCUGAGUCUACGGUGGCUUUCCCUGAUUGGACGCCGUCCACCACUACAUGGUACGUUGUGUUAGGAAUGUUGAGAGUCCGGAGUGAAGAUUGCCUGUAAUGCCGUAGUGGUGGAGCUUAUGUAGAAGAAGGCUGUGUGGAACAGUGUCCAAAGCCUUGGAGAAGUCGAGAAUUGCCAUGUCGACCUGGGUACCUUUGUCAUAGGAGGCUAGGAGGUCAUUGGUGGUUUUGAUUAAUUGGUUUACCGUUCCAUUUUUUUUCUUAGGUUUUCCCUUACAUUUUCACUUAUUAUUAAUAUUAAUAAGGAUUGUUUCCUUUGCCUUUUAUAUUAGUAUUACUUUUACCAUUAUUAAUUAUUAUUGAUUGUGAGAGUGUGGGUUAAUAGUCUUAGGAGGCUUCCAAUACUUCCAUUAAUUAUGUCAACAAAAGCGGGCUGGGGGGUUGGAUAUGUUUGACAGCUGUUGACAAGGGGGGAAAAAAGGGUGGGGGGUUAUAUUCAGAUUAGAUUAAUGUGUGUCUGUCUGUGCACUACACGGACUAAAGAUGGCUGGUCAGAAUGUUAGCACACUUGGUGCAAGACAAGUCACAAGUUCUUCACCUGUAGAUUCUUUGUCCCAAAUGACUAGGUCGGUAUCAUGUAUGUUUGCAAGAAGAUAGAGAGAGAUUGUCAUGGCUUAUGUCAAUUAUUGCUUCUAUUUUAAGUGCUGAGUGGUUUGAUGAGGAUGAUGUUGACUUGUCUGGUAUUUCAGUUCAACAAGCUGAAAAUGAUAAAUUAGCUGCUAAAGACUAUUAUGCCCAUCAGGGGCGUCAUUUCAGGUUUUUUUUAAGAGUGAGGGGCAAAACCAAAAAUUUGUUGGCUUAUUAUGUUAUAACUGGAGGCGCCACAGUACAUUGCAAUUUAAAUGAAACCUUCAAGGGGGGGGGGGGGGGGAUAUAUCAACACCUGGCUACUUCAUGGGAAGAUAAUAGCAGCUAGAAACUAUUCUAUAAUUGUCAACUAUAUUGACAAUAAUCAUAUGUCCACUUCCAGAAACAAGGAAAGGUAGUUUCAGACCUGUUAACUCUUACGAUUUUGGCGUACAAUGUAUGAUUUUUAGAUGUUUUAUACGAUUGUACGCCAAGACCCACCAAAACUACAAUUUUCAGAGUGUACGCACUGAGAGGGGAGGUGGGGGUUGUUGAAAAAGGAGAACGCUUGGGUAGGGGGAUUUGUGGGAAUGUCAAAGUCUAUAAAAAUAACAACGUAUCUAUUGAGCUAGCUGCCUCAACUGUAAUAUUUAGACUAGUCGCCCUAGCUGCAACAUCACACACACCCCCCCCCCCUCAUGUUCUUUGACUGCGACCAAGAAUGUAAAGUAGUUGUUACAUAAUUAUUUUGUUUGUCUGAACUGGAGGAGUGGUGAAAACCGUUGCCACUUUUUCUUUUCUGUAACUUCAUAAUAUACAAAUAGAUUUUAUUUUAAUUUGGUGGGGGGGGGGUACCGAAAGCUCAUUGUAACGUAAUAGUUGGGAAAAGCCUUUGUUAAAAAUAUUUUUUUCCAAAAAAGUAUGCUUGCAACAGUGGGGUGGGGGUUAGAUAAUUUGACUUUUAUUCAUACCGGUACACGCUAUAUAGAUGCCACCCCCCCUCCCAAUCGAGUUUAUUUGCUUUGUAUGACCUAAUUUUAUCACAUACCGGUAUCUAUUCCUUGCAGCUGACCGCGGAGAGUACAUAUUUCAUAGGAUAUGAGAGCAGGGUUUCUUUCAGCUAUAUCUCGGGGGGGGGUGGGGGAGAGGCAGCUCGCGGGCGGUAUGUCUGCAGGCCUGGUAUAUAGUAUAGAGUUAUAGUGGGAACAUCAGUGUUUCCCAAACUUUUAAGUUUGGCGGAUUGGUGGACAAGUUUCAAAACUGCACCAAUAUAUUUUUAACUCAACUUUUCUCUCUAUCCAUUUCUCCAUCCUUUAGACCAGUGGUUCUCAAUCUGUGGGUUGUGACCCCUUUGGGGGGUCGAACAACCCUUACACAGGGGUCCCCUAAGACCAUUGGAAAACACAUUUUUAUGAAGCGGCAAAGAAAAUAAUUUUAUGGUUAGGGGUCACUGCCAGAUGAGGAACUGUAUUAAAUGGACACUGCAUUAAGAAGGUUGAGAACCACUGCUCUAGACAGUAGAAAUGUUUCCCAGCAGAUAGUUAAACUUCUAGUUUUGACAGAGAAGCUGACCACUGAUAUUUAUGUCCAUUUCUUUUGAGUGUUACAUACAGUUAUAAGGUUUUAACAAUCAAAUAUGUUUUACGGAUUUGGCUAGUUAGAAGAACAAUAAGUAACAGAGAACUGAAACCAAUGUACUAAGAAAAUGCUUCCAAAGCUAGUGAGCUCAAAUUUAUCGAUACUAACAAUUCUAAUAUCAUAUCUACAAAAUCGAAUAAAUAGAAAUGAGAAAAGGAGAAAAACAAAGCCAAAUAUUAAAACAUAUUAAAUUUGUUAAACCUUAUAAUGGUAAGUAACAGACAUGAACUUUCUUUAAGAUUUAGACAACUGUCUGCCAGCAGGCCGCUCAUUAUCAUACUCUAAAUAUAUUUAUAUACAAUGCAUAAUGUGACCCUUUUUUUUUUUUUUCAAAUUUAAAAUCUUUUUUCGUUCCAUUGAUUAAUAUAUGUUCACACUGUGACUUACAUAAUCUUUAGUGCUAUUCAUUAUCUGGCUAUAUUUAUUUUAUUUUCAUCCGUGACUCCUAAAACAUUUUCUAAAAAAGACUUUAUCUUAAUAAGUUACAUUAUUUUAUUUUAUUUAAUUUCAAUUUUAAUGCUAUUCAGGUAGAAAAGUUGCUAUUGAUGCAUCUAUGAGCAUCUACCAGUUUUUGAUAGCAGUCAGGCAAGAUGGCUCACAGCUUACAAAUGAAGAAGGAGAGACCACCAGGUCAACAAUGUUUAUUUUUUAAUAUUCGAGGUUAUUGUUUUUCUCUCUCUCUCUCUCUGAAUGCUGAUAUACAUAAUUUUGUACAAAUUAUUGUAGCACCUCAUUAUUGUCACCCAUAGCUGGCAUUAAGAAUUUAGAUAUUGGAUAUUCCAUGAAUCAAUUUCUUUGGACAAAUGACAACAUUAUCAAUAUUAUGUAACAUUAAGAAAACUAAGUGGAGAUGGAUUUGAAAAAAAAUAUUCUAGCAGGAAAAAAGCACCUUCACAAAAAUUUGUUGAAAAUGUUUUGAAAUUAAUGAAUAUUCUGAUUCUUAUUUUUAACAGAUGAAAAGACUAAUAUUAAAAAUAAUUUGGGGUACGAGCAAGCAUGAUUGUAAAAUCAAAUGAGCCAAUGACUUUUAAGUCAUAUAAAAUUGCAGAUAUUUAAGAGAUUUCUUUAAUUACAUUUAAGUUAAUUAGUGUUCAAUUAAAAAAUAUAGAAAUCCAGUUUGUUUCAAUUUUAAAAUGAGUUGGCACUUUAUUAAGGGUGUGAAACUUAUUCUUACUAAGAGGGGACGCGAGACUAAAAAAAAGUAGUAUGGUUUAUGUUGUUUAGAAUAAGUGAUCAAAAGUUUUCAUAAAAUAUUUGUAAAAUCUAUACCAUUAAAAAAACAAUUGACCCUUUAAGGUAAUUUCCUUUGCAGCCAUCUUAUGGGAAUGUUUUAUCGUACAAUAAGAAUGGUUGAAAGUGGUAUCAAGCCAGUUUAUGUAUUUGAUGGGAAACCUCCUGAAAUGAAAUCAGGCGAGGUAAUAUUCUUAUUUUACCAUUAUUUCUUUUUCAUCUUAACAUUCUGGAUAAGAACUUGAAAAUUAACUUUACUUGAGAGGUUGUCAAAUAUAUUGAUUUUUUAAAACAAUUUAUGUUUAUCUAGUGAUGAGAAGGUUAAUCUAUACUUUUUUUUUUACUGUUUUUCCUAUUCAUAAAUUUCCCACAGUUUAUUGAUUUGCAACUAAAUAUCACUUUAAUUAAUUAAAAUUAAAGCAUUAAAAAACUAAGGAAUUCAUUAAUAUAUUUACAGCUUGCUAAAAGAAAAGAAAAGAGAGAUGACGCACAAAAAGAACUAGAAAAGGCAGAGGAAGCAGGUAAUUUUUUUAAAAAGCGUAGCUUAUUCAAGGUAUUUUGAGCAUGCUAUAACAUUUUUAGUAUUUGUAUUAUUAUGGUUUAUUUUCAGUUGGAAUUUAGUACUGCUGUUUUCGACCAAUAUUAGAAUUUUAAUUUUAGUUAGUUUACUUUUUUUUUAAAUAUAAAAAUCUUACAAUUCUUGGAUGGUAGUUUAAAAUGACAUUUAAAAUAUUUCUAGGUGAUGAAGAGAAUGUUGAAAAAUUCAGUCGUCGCUUGGUUAAAGUUACAAAAGAACAUAAUGACGAUUGUAAAAAGUUGCUGACACUCAUGGGUAUUCCUUAUGUUGAGGUGAUUGAAUUUAUUGUUGUUUUAUUUUGAGUUGCUGUAAUCUACUGGUUUGGCCAUAAAUCACAGGACUUUUUAACGACAGAUCUGGUUUUAUGUUUAAGCGAAUGCUAACUAGAUGUCAGAUGUAAAUUGUAUGGUUCUGUGGUGAGAUGUAAUUUGUGACAUAAUAAUUUUGUUUGGCUGAAACAAAGUUGUCAAUUAAUUAAGAUACAAUGUAGAUAUUUAGAAACUCACUGCUUCAAACAGCCAGCAGCAGUCAUUAAAAAGGGAGUAAAACCCUGUAUUUCAUAAUUGUCUAUAAAUAAAUUGAUUUCCUCAUGUCCUUUUUCUCCUAAUGUCAGAUCAUAAUUUCUUAAUGUCGAAUCUGGACACACUAAUGUAAUUUUCACAAUAAGGUUAUAGGGGGUUGAGAAGCUGAAUUGUACAAACUCAUUUAGGAGAGGGUGCAAAAAAUGUACAGGGGCUUGAGUAGUAUGAAAAUAUGACUUUCUUAACCUAGCAAUAAAUGUUGUGUCUUUGUUUUAACAUUUUCUUGUUUAUAGGUCUCUUGCAAGUUAAUGUCAUGUGGUGCUGACUUUGCAAAAUCUAAGUUUACAUUAUCUUUUCAAGAUUGUUAUGUAUAACAUUUUACACUAUUUCCCCUAGCAGACGUUAGUGGUUGUUGUGGGUGUGGCCUAUUCGUUUGAUGUAUCUUGUUUACUACCGCCUUUCCAAUUAAACCUUGUAAGACUGCCUCCUAGUAUUUUAUAGAAUGUUUGCGAUUGUUCUAGAAAUGUAAACAAAUGCUGAGUACCUUCUGGAAGGCAGGGCUUACGCGUCGGUAGACCCACCUAUAUAAGGGACGGAGAUUCAGAUAGAUAUUAUUAACUUUACGAGGCGUGUAUUAUUCUUUGUGUAUUUGUGUGCUCAUGUGUUAUUUCUCAUUUCACCAUUAUUCAUUGGCACAUUAUACUAACUGUGUUAACUGUGUACCGGUACAAGAUCUACCAUAUUGUAAGUUGAAGAUUGUCAUUAUAUUUUCUUUUCUUUUGUAAUUACAUUAUUAAUGAUUAAUACUUAUUAAAUCUUAUUAAUUGUAACUAGAAACUGUUUUGGGUGUCCUAUCUUUAAUAUUGUUGACUCUAUGAUAUCGUCCUUUGUUCGGCACUGUUUACAACGAGCCAAUUAAAAUAGGAGAUUAAUUUCUCAAAUUAGAAGCCAAUGCGUAACAAGAUAUAUUUAUUGAUAAAAAUGAUGGUUGUCUUUAAAAUGUUUUCUUGUUAAAAUGGCAAAAAUACUUUGACGUAGAGCUAAACUCUUCAAGAAGGAAGAGCAUUUAAGUAUAACAAGGUUAGGGAAGUUUCUAUUCCUGCCUCAAAUAAAAUAUGAUUUUGUGUGUGAGAAUAUUUUUUUAAUUUGUUAUUUAAAGGCCCCUUGUGAGGCUGAAGCCCAAUGCGCUGCCCUUGUCAAAUCAGGAAAAGUCUUUGCCACUGGAACAGAAGACAUGGAUUCAUUAACAUUUGGCUCAAAUGUUGUUCUUAGGCAUCUAACAUUCAGUGAGGCAAGGUAAGGAUUAGUUUGAUUCUGAAUUGAUCAUUUUUUCUGACAAGGAUUACAAUAUUCCCUGCAUCACUAUACAUCAGUCUUCUGAGUGUCAGAAUAUGGUUAUAGUAUGCAAUGCAUGCCAUGAUCUAAGAUUCUAAUUCCAGAUAAAAUUGACAAAAUCUCUGUCAGUAAUGCUAAUAAUAAAAAUUUUAUGACCCAUUCAUUAGCUUGCAGGUGAUGAGCAAAACUUAAAUUUUACUUUAAUUUUCACAUUUUUAAGCAAGUUAACUUAUAGAAUUAAGAAAAUGGUGACUAAUGCUCUCUCUAAGCCUGUGGUCAGCAACUUUUUCUGAGUGAAAUAUGAACUCUUUCAAUGCGGAACAACGCCAACUGCGUUCAUCUGCCGUUCUCAAAAGCACGGACCAACACGCUGUGCGUUGUUUCAAUAUCAUGUUUGUUUCUUUGCUAUUUCUCGGUUAAACUUUUUAAGAGCUAUUUUUAAAUAGGACUUUUACAUAGAGGAGUGGUACUUCAUUGUUUAUUGAGCGAAACCAAGGGUUAUUUGUUGUCAUUUUUAGCAUUAUUUUAAUGAUUUUCUUCGCUUUUUUUUUCUUCUGUUGCUAUGGCUACUCUAGGCCCUAGUAGGUGAGUUCCCUAGACGAUUAACAGCUCAAAAAGCUUUGGAAUUUUUUAAAACUAUUUCUUUUGAUAGAGAAGAUGAUUUAUAUUUAGAUCCAUCAGAUGAUUCUGAUGGUAGUAGUUGUAGAGGAAUUGAGUUCUAGAAGUGAAGAUGAGGUACACGUACAUCAUAGGGUUUGGUGAAAAAAUGGUUUAGCAAAAGAAAUUUUAACAUUUUAUGGUUCUUUGCUGUGACUUAUUUAAACUGAAGAAAUAAGUUUACAAACAUAUAGUCCUUUCAAUUAUCUUUCAUUUGAUACCAAGUUUAGUCUUAAACCAAAGAAUAAUAUUUUAAAUAUUUUUUUAAUAAACCCAACCUCUCACUCUUUUUUGCUCUCCGAAAAAAAAAGUAAAUUUUUUCGAUAAAAAAAAUUCCGCAGCGAAAGAGUUGAGGGAACUGCAUGCAGGGGCUGAUUGUAUAAAUGGCUGCAAGUAUUCAUUCAGAGAGCAACAUGCUGCUCUGGGACUAGAGGUUGCUAACAGCUCCUCUAGGCUGGGCACAUGUGUCAAGACCAAAAAAAAAAGACCAGGGCACAACCAUUAAGGACUUGUGCAUUAAAUGUUAAAAUUUUGCAAUGCCAAAAAGUGUAAUAUACAGUUUACUUGAAUGCUAAGCAAGUCUAAAGACUGUACUUAAUUUUGUUGAUCCCUGCCUCAUAAAAUUUAAUAAACCAUCAAUUGGCAGCUAAUUUUAAUUUUAAAAAAACUUUUGUUCACAGAAAAUUACCAAUCAAAGAAUAUCAACUAAGUAAAAUUUUAGAAGAUCUUGGUUUGACACAAGAUGAGGUAAGGAUAAUUUGUAAUAAUUUUAAUAUGCUUUUACUUAGAUUAAAACUAUGAACACAAGUUAAAAUUAUUUCUCUUCUUUUUUCCUUGCUGCUGAAACACUUUGCACCUUACACUUACAGCCUUUACACACUUUUAUACUGCCUUAACAAAAGUAAUGUCCUUUCAUUUGUUAAUUGAUAUUACUGUAAGAUAUUUAUUACUCCAGUUUAUCGACUUGUGCAUACUGUUGGGAUGUGACUACUGUGACUCAAUCCGGGGUAUUGGACCUAAGCGAGCCAUCGAGUUAAUCAAACAGCACAGAAGUAUUGAAGAAAUUAUCAAACAUCUUGACAAAAAGGUAAGCUUUAAUCAUUGUUCCUCACGAGUUGUGUAGUGCAUUGGCCAAUGACUGAUGACAAUUUAAUAAACAAAUGUAUUCAAUUUUAAAAAAGUCUUUAUCAUCUAAAUUAUUUUAAUUAAAAUGAGGAACUAGUCCAUUUAAAGUUACAGCACGUACGAUUUUUAACUUUGUUAGAUAUUAUUACAUAUGCCAUAUUUAGCCUUGCUAUUAAAAUUUUUUAAAAGUUAGAAAUAAUUAAAAAUAAAUAUCAUUCUCAAAUUGAUUUGAGCGAUUGUUAAUUUUAACAAUUUUAUUUUUUUCACCAGAAAUACGUUAUUCCGGAAGACUGGAUGUACAAGGUAAAAAAAAAAAUCAACUUUUGUUAUGGCGUAGAGAUAAAAUGUAACUUUUAGUUUCAAUGAUUUAAAGGCCUAUAUAAAACAAAAAAAAUUUGUAGCUUGCAAAGAAAAGUUUUUAGUUAAUAUUGGAACCAAAACAGAAAAUAUUUGUUUCAGGAUGCAUUACGGUUAGUGUACCUGUUUUAUAAAUUAUGCUGUAUAUUUUUUUAAAAAAAAUUUAAAAAGUCAGGAUUUGUAAACAAAUCUUUAGACAUUAUAAUAUAAUUUCAUUAUUUUUGGUAAUAAAAAAAAAAAAAACAGUUAUCUUUUUCAAAAUGCGAUUAGAGUUGAGUUCAACAUGCUUAGUAUGGCUUAUAAUUCUUUUACAGGAAGCCAGAAAGUUGUUUCAAGAACCAGAAGUUCUGGAUCCUGCAGAAAUUGAGGUCAGUUGUGUUAAUCCUUCAUAAGGAAUUUUUCCCCUCAUGUUUCGGUGGAAGUAAUUAUAUUGACUAGUUUCUGUCAGAUGCUAAACUUAAUAAAUCCAUGUUCCAAAAGUAAUUCAGAUUUUCAAAUCAAGUAUAAUUUAAUUAAUCAGGUUCCCACAUUAAUAAAAAAUGGAUGGUCUUUGAUAAUUAUAAUACUAAAGGCGAAGAAAUUCAUAUCAACACGAGAUAGAUUUGUGAAUUGUGCUGUUAUAGAGAAAAGAUAAGAGAAAAUAACUUUGUUUUCUUGAAUAAAAUCACACCUUUAAAGUAAAGCUAAAAGUCUGUAACACAGAAGCUGUGCGUUAGUAGUCUGGCAACAUUUAAUGUGUGGAAAUGAUUUCAUUAUCAAUCAAGAUUAUCUUAAAUGCAUAAUCAGGGGUCAAAAAUCAAAAUCUACAUUCAGGGGGCAUACUCAAGUGAAUUUCAGAUUAGACAAAGCCUAAGACAGGGAGGCUCACUGUCUUGUAUGCUAUUUUACCUAACAUUAGAGAGAGCUAUAAGAAACAUGCAUGUUGACACCUGAGGAACAAUAGCAGGGUACUUUCUGAGGAAACCUAAGACCCACAACCAAUAGGUACUCUCUACAAUCAACCCCUUCAGUAUCUUGUAUAUGCUGUUAUGGAACAGUAGUAAAGACGUAUCAAGAGCUUUUAUUGAAUAAUAAGACAUAUCUCUAUAAACGGGCUGGAGGUUAACAGCCAUAAAACAAAAGACAUGACUAUGUUAAGAGAAGAACAGAGGGAUGAAGCAAUUAAAAUUAGAAACCACACUUUUGGAAAAAGUAAAUCAAUUCAAAUAUCUAGGAUCUUUAUUAAAUAAAAAAAUGAAUAUGAUAAUAAUUAGAUCUUUGGAUUUAAAAAAUGGGUCUUUGAAGGUUUGGGAGAAGUUUGUGAAUUCUGGACCUUGAAGUGGAACUGCCAUCAGGUUAACUUGAUUUUUUUUUUUAUUAAUGUCUUUUAUAUAUUUCAGUUGAAAUGGAAUGAUCCAGAUGAGGAAGGCCUAGUGGAGUUUAUGGUUAACCAGAAAAAUUUUAAGUAAGCAUUUCUAAUUUUACUAAUACAACUUUUUAAUUAAUUUCGAAUUUUUUUUUUGUUUCUUGUUUUGUAUCCUGAAGAAGGCAUUCAGCCAAAAUAUCCUUUUGAUUGUACUGUCUUUUCAUUUCAAGCCUAAGCAUAUCUCGUUCAACCAUUUGCUGUAGUUGUAUUUUUGUUAUUUACUUCUUUUUUAUUUCACAUCUCAUAUGAUUAACAUAUUAUUAUAUAUUUAGUGAGGAGAGAAUACGGAAUGGUGCCAAAAAACUAUUAAAGUCAAGACAAGGAACAACUCAGGGCAGAGUGGACUCUUUCUUCUCUGUAGUGUCAACAUCUAAAACGUCUAAAAGAAAAGUAAGUUAAAAGGCAUCAAAGUAUAUAUUAUUUAUCCUGUAAUAGGACCCCCCCCCCCCAACGGUUUUCUAAUUAAAUCAUUAAUCAAAUUAAAUGAUUUUGCAAAAAAAAAUUUUUAAAUUUGAAUAUGCAACUAAUGCAAGUUACAUUGAAAUAGCUCAGUCUAUUUAUAUAUACAUUUUAAAAAAAUAGUUCUCACUUAUUCUGUUUUACAGGCAGAAGAGCCAAAAGGUCAACAAAAAAAGAAAGGCAAAGGAACUUUUAAAAAGGGAAAAUGAGAUGUUUCUUUUACAUAAUCCAUAAAGUUCAAAUGGCAGUGCUGCACAAUUGUGUUUUUUUUUUAAAGUAGCAAGUAAAGAUGGAGAAUUUUGAACAAAGUCACUCUUUCCCUGUUUGUAUAGUUUUUAAAAAGUAUAUCAAAAUGCUUUUGUCAGCAACUGUGUCUGUACCUGUUGUAAAUUAUUUGAGAAAUCAUUUGAAUGUUACUUUAUU